Erythranthe guttata (spotted monkey flower) is the source of this 1668-nucleotide messenger RNA. RefSeq names its product Auxin efflux carrier family protein (gene PIN6). The record is from RefSeq and is a predicted model, not a curated record. Lineage: Eukaryota; Viridiplantae; Streptophyta; Magnoliopsida; Lamiales; Phrymaceae. Gene Ontology annotation, biological process: auxin export across the plasma membrane; auxin polar transport. Gene Ontology annotation, cellular component: plasma membrane; endoplasmic reticulum. Gene Ontology annotation, molecular function: auxin efflux transmembrane transporter activity.
AUGAUAAGCACAAAUGACUUCUACAACGUGAUGUGCUCAAUGGUGCCACUCUACUUCGCAAUGCUGGUGGCCUACGCGUCGGUGAAGUGGUGGGGAAUAUUCUCUCCGGAGCAGUGCUCCGGCAUCAACCGGUUCGUGGCGGUGUUUGCGGUUCCGGUGUUGUCGUUCCACUUCAUCUCUCAGAACAACCCUUACCAAAUGGACACCAAAUUCAUAUUGGCCGACACUCUCUCCAAAUCACUCGUCCUCGUCUCGCUAUCGAUUUGGUGCGUAUGUAAAGGCCAAAUCGACUGGCUAAUCACUCUCUUUUCGGUAUCGACUUUGCCCAACACUCUUGUUAUGGGCAUCCCUUUGCUCAAAGCAAUGUACGGCGACUUCACUACAUCUCUCAUGGUUCAAUUAGUCGUUCUCCAAUGCAUCAUCUGGUAUACGCUGUUGCUCUUCCUCUUUGAAUACAGGGCGGCGGCGAUACUUAUCCAGACGCAGUUCCCCGGACAAGCGGCGGCCGCCAUAACCAAAUUCGAAAUAGACAAUGACGUCAUCUCACUCGACGGGCGGGACCCACUUCUCACCGAGUCCGAAGUCGACGACAACGGCCGUAUCCACGUCCGGAUCCGACGGUCCACGUCAUCGGCCGCCACCUCCGUGGGGCCCACCCCCAGGGGUUCGAAUCUCUCCAACGCCGAAAUCUUCUCCAUCGGCACCCCGCUCGAGUACGGGUUCGGGUUCCGACCCGUCAGCCCGGCCGGGUUUUCUGCGGGCUACGCCUCGUCGGAUGCUUAUUCUCUGCAGCCCACGCCGAGGGCUUCGAGUUUCAACGAGCUUGAUUCCGCCGCCGCGAGCCCGGUUGCCGGGAAGAUUUUCCGGCAGCCUUCUCCGGUGGUGAAAAUGGUGUGGGAGUCCCCGGAGGAAGGACACGGGUUCGGAGAUGUUGCGGAGAAAGAUCUAAGCUUCAGAGAUUGCGGAAGGAUUUCAGUGGAAGAAGGAUUAGAUAUGAAGGAAACAUCAACCAAUCAAGAAAUGCCACGUGCCCUAGUAAUGCUAAGGCUUAUACUAAUCAUGGUUGGAAGGAAGCUUCUACGUAACCCCAACACUUAUUCCAGCGUUUUAGGCCUUUCUUGGUCUCUAAUCUCCUUUAAAUGGAACGUGGGAAUGCCAAGUUUGGUUAAAUACUCUGUCAAAAUCAUUUCAGAUGCAGGGCUAGGAAUGGCAAUGUUCAGUUUGGGGCUUUUUAUGGCACUUCAGCCUCGAUUAAUAGCAUGCGGUACGAAAAUGGCAACAAUAUCGAUGCUGAUUAGAUUCAUCGGAGGCCCGAUUUUGAUGUGCGCCGCUUCUUUCGCCGUCGGGCUUAGAGGGGCCCACCUUCACGCCGCCAUAGUUCAGGCAGCUCUGCCGCAAGGGAUUGUUCCGUUUGUGUUUGCACGAGAAUACGGAUUGCAUCCAGACAUACUAAGUACCGGGGUUAUUUUUGGAAUGUUGGUGUCCUUACCGGUAACUCUCAUGUAUUACAUAUUAUUGGGCUUAUGAAGGGUAAUAAUCUGGUGCGAUGCAGCGAGAAUAAUCGAUGUUAUCCGACUACUUUUUUUUUUCUGAUUAUUGUAUCACUACAUUUUGAACUGACAAGAGAAAGAUGUUUUAAGGGUCCUGUAAUUAAAUCCGACUAAAUUA